Molecule: messenger RNA, 1339 nt
Organism: Sphaerodactylus townsendi
Lineage: Eukaryota; Metazoa; Chordata; Lepidosauria; Squamata; Sphaerodactylidae
Gene: CCNO
Product: cyclin O
Exons: 3
Coding region: 21-1034 (337 amino acids)
Biological process (GO): mitotic cell cycle phase transition; regulation of cyclin-dependent protein serine/threonine kinase activity
Cellular component (GO): centrosome; cyclin-dependent protein kinase holoenzyme complex; cytoplasm
Molecular function (GO): cyclin-dependent protein serine/threonine kinase regulator activity
Source: RefSeq, a predicted model, not a curated record
GGCUGCCCCGAGGAGUCAACAUGGUGACCACCAGCCCUGCCGAGGCGGCGCUGAGCAGACAGCAGAGCGCUCCGGCCAAGCGGCGGCGGGCCGAAGACGUGACCCCCGAGGAGCGGGCCGAGCCCCAGGACGGCGCCGGUGCUGGCCCCCAGCCCCGCGCGCCGGUCAAGAAGUGCAAGGCCCCCCCGGUGAGGCGGACUGCCGGCCGGUUCUCCUCCUCCUCCUCCUCCUCCUCCUCCUCGGGCGCCUGCCAGAUGCACCCGCUGGAGCUGCAGGUCUUCCGCGACUACGGGCAGAGCUGGUACCGCUUCCGAAAGGAGAUGGAGGGCAGGUUCCACCCACUAGACCCGCUGGCCAGGCAGCCACAAGUAACUGCAGAGUCCCGGUGCAAACUGAUCAGCUGGCUAAUACCAGUGCACAAACAUUUUGGCUUCUCCUUUGAGUCCUUAUGCCUGGCAGUAAACACUCUAGACCGCUUUCUCACCACAACCCCAGUGGCAGCUGACUGCUUCCAACUCCUAGGGGUUACCACCCUCUUCAUUGCUUGUAAACAGGUAGAAGUGCACCCCCCGAAGGUGAAACAGCUCUUAGCUCUUUGUUGUGACACUUUCUCCCACCAGCAGCUUUGCAAUCUGGAGUGCAUCGUGCUGAACAAGCUCUACUUCAACUUGGCAGCCCCCACCAUUAACUUCUUUUUGGAGUACUUCACAUACGUGCGAAUGGAAGCUUGUGAGGCUGAUGCCUGGGAGGCCAACAAUGCCAAGAUCCUGGCCAAAGGUGUAGCUGAACUUAGCCUGGCUGACUAUGCUUUUAACAAAUACAUGCCUUCCUUGCUAGCCGUCUGCUGCUUGGGGCUGGCUGACCAGAUGUUACACCACCAGAAACCACUGGACCUGCAUUUAAGUGACUAUUCAGAAGAUAUUUUACAGGAUUGUCUGGACAAACUACAUUUACUGGUGUCUUUGAAUGAAGACUCUUUGCCUCUCGUGUUACCCCCUGAGAUUUCAGAACAAUGUCUGCUUGUGGAUAAAUGAGAUAAAUUGGGGAGGGGGGCAGCUAUACUUGAAGCCCAAUUUGUGGCCAUUCAUUUGGAAGCUUGUAAUUUUUGUUAGUGCAAAGAAAGUUCACUGAUGGUUUUAAUACCUCUAAAAUAACAGUAUUCAUUUUGCCCUUUUUCUUGAUAGUUUUUUUUAAUUGGUGAUUUUUACAUGGUAUUUAUAUUUAUUCGUAGUGGAGGCUGUGAUGUCAGUGUAGAAUGAAAUCUGGUUAGCAGUGGCAUUGCUAAUCUUUUUAAAAAAUAUAUUAUUGAAGGCUUUCACGGCUGGAUUCAACUGGUUGU